GGUCACUGACCACCAGAAGAAGCAGAAACCGGAAGCUGCUAGCAGAGCUAGCUUGUUGUUGUUCUGGUGUGUGAGGAGAAUAUUUGAGGCUCUGCAGUAAAAAUGUCUUCACUUCAGUCUCUGGGAGAGUUGAUCAGCUAAAGCGACUAACUGCUGCUGCUGCAGAAAUCUUCUCACCAGGCUGUGGAAACUUUCUUCUCCUCCUCAACAACUUGGUGGAGUUCUUUCCAGAACCAGAGAAGAUAUUCUGCGGUCUUCGUGACAAUCGGAGCUCCAGAAUCAGGUUGUGGGUGAGAAAAGCUUUUCUCUAGACUUCCUGCCCUCUGGAUCUGCUGCUGUUCCUUUGGCCUCUCUGAGAAACGCGCUCGUUUUGCUGCUUUCAUCAGAUUGAAGAGGUUCCCUCUAUCAGACUCGCUCAUCUGAGUUGGUCAUGAUGCAGGAUCGCUGCUCGCUCUCUGAUCCAUCCUGCUCACACUCUCCGACGGAAAAGCCCCGAAUCUGAAUGUGACUCUGGAGGAAAAAGCGGUUAGCUCUACUCCGUGAACUCUGCUGUUAGCUAAACACGGCUAAAGAAAACCUGCUACCACUUCAGGAUCUGGGACUGACUCAUCGUGUGUUCUUCACCACCUGGACCUGGACAGCAUGGACACAGAUGUUCAACAGGUGGUUCUGGUUAAAGAAGAAGCUCCUGAAGAGAAGAGUGCUGGUGUGGACCAACAGGACCCAGAACACCUCCACAUAAAGGAGGAACAGGAGGAACUCUGGACCAGUCUGGAGGGAGAGCAGCUUCAUUUGAAGGAGGAGACCAAUGGUGUCAGGUUUCCAAUAACUGCAGUUUCUAUAAAGAGUGAAGAUGAUGAAGAGAAACCUCUGUUCUCACAGCUUCAUCAGCAACAAAUAGAUGACAGAAAUGUCCCAACCAGCAGCUUAGCUGACCAGAUGACAGCAGAAACUAGCAGGAACUCAUAUCUGAACCCAUGUGAACAGACUGAUACAUCAGAGACUGAAGUUAGUGGAGAUGAUGAAAAAGAGUAUGAUGACGUGAAUCCAGGAUCUGAGCUAUCAGACUCUGGGUCUGAAACUGGAGACAAAGACAAUGACAGGAAUGAGUCAGGCGUUAAUUCUGUCAACAAAUCCUUUAGCUGCCUUGAGUGUGGUAAACGAUUUCUCCACAAGUGGUCUCUCCAGAAACACAUGAGAGUGAAAGGUCAUUCAGCAAUAAGGUCUUCAGGCUGUUUGGUUAAUAUGAAAUGUGUUGAAGUGAAGACACAUGUAGACUCGUGCAGGAAAGUUAAAAAACAACCAAAAUUAUUUAGUUGUGACGACUGUGGAAAAAUAUUUAGUUAUAAAAGAAAUCUAAACAUUCAUGUGAGAUUCCACACAGGACAGAAACCUUUUAGCUGUGAGCAUUGUGGACAUAGAUUUACUAGUAAGAAAACUUUAAAUGGACACAUGAGCAUCCACACAGGACAGAUGCCUUUUACAUGUGAAGUCUGUGGACAAAGAUUUAGACAAAAGAAAAAUUUAAACAGACACAUGAGCGUCCACACAGGGCAGAAACCAUUUCCCUGUGAGCUCUGUGAACAAAGAUUUAGACAAAAGACAAAUUUAAACAGACACAUGAGCGUCCACACAGGGCAGAAACCUUUUGCCUGUGAGCUCUGUGAACAAAGUUUUAUUCAAAAGACCCAUUUAAACAUUCACAUGCGAGUCCACACAGGACAGCAACCGUUUGCCUGUGAACUCUGUGGACAAAGAUUUAAUCUAAAGACACAUUUAAACACUCACAUGAAAGUCCACACAGGACAAAAACCGUUUGUCUGUAAACUCUGUGGACAAAAAUGUGAUCGAAAGGCACGUUUAAACAUUCACAUGAGAGUCCACACAGGACAGCAACCGUUUGCCUGUGAACUCUGUGGACGAAGAUUUACUGAAAAGCAAAAUUUAAACAGACAUAUGAGCGUCCACACAGGACAGAAACCUUUUCCCUGUACACUCUGUGGACAAAGAUUUACUCAAAAGACAACUUUAAACAGACACUUGAGAGUCCACACAAGACAGAAACUAUUUGCCUGUGAACUCUGUGGAGGAAGAUUUACUGCAAAGCAAAUUUUAGAAAAACACGAGUGUCCACACAGGACAGAAUCUUUUUGUUUGAACUCAGUAGACAAAGAUUUAAUCGAAAGACAAAUUUGAACCGGCACACAAGAGUCCGCACAGGACAAAAGCCUUUUUGCUUGUGAGCUCUUUGAACAAAGAUGCUACCAUAAGACAUGUUUAAAUCUUUUAGAGUCCACACAGGACAGAAACCUUUUACCCGUGAGCUUUGUGGACAUAGAUUUACUUGUAAGAAAACUUUAAAUGGACACAUGAGCGUCCACACACGAUAGAAUCCUUUUGCCUGUGAAUCUCUGUGAACAAAGAUUUACUCAAAAGACCCAUUUAAACAUUCACAUGAGAGUUCACACAGGACAGAAACCUUUUCCCUGUAAAUUCAGUGGACAAAGACUUACUCAAAAGACGAGUUUAAACAGACACGUGAGAGUCCACACAAGACAGAAUCUUUUUUUUGGAACUCAGUGGACAAAGAUUUAAUCGAAAGACAAAUUUAAACCGGCACACAAUAGUCCACACAGGACAAAAGCCUUUUUGCUUGUGAGCUCUUUGAACAAAAUUGCAACCAUAAGACAUGUCUAAACAUUUUAGAGUCCACAUAGGAAAUAAGCCUUUUGCCAGGAAACUCUUUUGACAAAGAUUAAAAACAAAACAAAAAAACAUUUAAAGAAACAUAUGAGAAUCCACAGAGAACACAAAGAACUAAUUUACCUACUAGUAACUAACUAGUUAACCGAAAGGGACCAUUGUAGAUUAUACAUCCUAGAUGUCAGUCUGGUACCCCUAGAUGUCCUUUAGUGUAGAUCAGGGCCACAUCUCUGGCCCACUUCUUUCUGCUCUGUGAUCUACAUAUUGUGGCCCCUGGAAGUGGAAAAUGUUUUACUAAAUCCCUGUUUGCAUCAAGAGGUGAUGCAGAAUUGUUGAUGUCACUAAUUAUUUCUCGGCUUUUCCACUAGAUUCAGAAGCAUUGCAAAACCUAGUAUGCAGCAAUUAGCUGCUGUUAUAGUGGAUAGGUGGGUUUCCAUUGACCACAAAAUGUUGUUUUUCUAGAAUCUCCUUAGUUCAGAUAGGCCAGCAGCAGUGUCCAUCAUCCAGAAACUUUUAACCUAAAAGUCACGUGCAGAUCUGCAGUUACCUAAUUAGUAAAAUUCAUUACCUGUGAAAUUUCCUUGACUGAGGAAAACGGAACAGAAAAAUAAACACAAACCAUUUUGCGUA
Nothobranchius furzeri (turquoise killifish) is the source of this 3333-nucleotide messenger RNA. NCBI's taxonomy places the organism in Eukaryota, Metazoa, Chordata, Actinopteri, Cyprinodontiformes, Nothobranchiidae. The record is from RefSeq and is a predicted model, not a curated record.